AUAACUAGGUAUCUCUCCCCUCCUUCCGAAACACCCCAACCCACGCAGGACGGGAAGCACAACCCUAUAAAAUUUCCCACUCCAUCCUCUGAUCCAAGAAUCACGCCUUUGGAGCAGCUUCCUUUCUUCAUCCCCUCACCAGAUCUAUCCUUCCCCUCUUCUCCCAAUUCCGCCAUGGCUGACCUCCAACCACAAUAGAUCUACGAUCCCAAACACCCAGAUCCUCCAGAUCUCCCCUCUUACAUUCCAUUCCUCACCCGAUCUGGUGGCCCUCCAGAUCUUCAAUGGCUUCCAAGAUUUGCGCCACGAUCUCCACGAUCUUCUUCUCUCUCCUCCUUCUCCCCUCCGGCCAUGGCUUCUACCUCCCCGGUAGCUACCCCCACAAGUACGGCGUCGGCGACCCUCUUUCCGUUAAGGCGAACUCCCUCACCUCCAUCGAGACCGAGCUCCCCUAUGGGUACUACUCGCUCCCCUUCUGCCGGCCCCAGGAGGGCAUCAAGGACAUGGCCGAGAACCUGGGCGAGCUCCUCAUGGGCGACCGCAUCGAGAACUCCCCCUACCGCUUCAAGAUGCGCACCAACGAGUCCGACGUCUUCCUCUGCCGCUCCGGCCCCCUCUCCGCCGACGAUUUCAACCUCCUCAAGAAGCGGAUCGACGAGAUGUACCAGGUCAACCUCAUCCUCGACAACCUCCCCGCCAUCCGCUACACCAAUCGCGACGGAUUCCUCCUCCGCUGGACCGGCUACCCCGUCGGCAUCAAGGUCGCCGACGGCUACUACCUCUUCAACCACCUCAAGUUCACCGUUCUAGUCCACAAGUACGAGGAGACCAAUGUGGCCUCCGUCAUGGGCACCGGCGACGCUGCCGAGAUGAUCCCCUCUAAAUCCGGCAAGUCCGGCCCGCCGGGGUACAUGGUCGUCGGCUUCGAGGUCGUCCCCUGCAGCUUCCAGCACGAUCCCGAGUCGGUCAAGAACGCCAAGAUGUAUGACAAGUACCCGGCGAAGAUCAAUUGCGACCCGGCGACGGUGGCGAUGGCGAUCAAGGAGAACCAGCCCGUGGUCUUCAGCUACGAGGUCGAAUUCGUGGAGAGCGACAUCAAGUGGCCGUCGCGGUGGGACGCCUACCUCAAGAUGGAGGGCGCCAAGGUGCACUGGUUCUCGAUCCUCAACUCGUUGAUGGUCAUCGCCUUCCUCGCCGGGAUCGUUCUCGUGAUCUUGCUCCGGACGGUGCGCCGGGACCUGACGCGCUACGAGGAGCUGGAUAAGGAGGCGCAGGCGCAGAUGAAUGAGGAGCUCUCCGGGUGGAAGCUCGUGGUCAGCGACGUUUUCCGGGCGCCGGACAAUCCCACGCUGCUUUGCGUCAUGGUCGGCGACGGCCUACGGAUUCUCGGCAUGGCGGUGGUGACCAUCCUGUUUGCCGCGCUCGGGUUCAUGUCUCCGGCUUCUCGAGGAACUCUGAUCACCGGAAUGCUCUUCUUCUACAUGGUUCUUGGCAUUCUGGCCGGUUAUGGUGCUGUGAGGCUCUGGAAGACCUUGCGAUCCGGCGAUCAUUCCGGCUGGGUUUCGGUCUCGUGGCGCGUUGCUUGCUUCUUCCCCGGCAUCGCCUUUCUCAUCCUCACCAUUCUCAAUUUCCUCCUUUGGGGGAGUCACAGCACCGGAGCCAUCCCCUUCAGUCUGUUCGUUAUAUUGCUUCUGCUCUGGUUCUGCAUCUCGGUGCCUCUCACCAUGGUGGGCGGAUUCCUCGGGGCGAAAGCACCUCACUUGGAGUACCCUGUGAGGACCAAUCAGAUCCCUCGCGAAAUCCCUCCCCAGAGGUACCCAUCCUGGCUGCUGGUGCUGGGUGCCGGCACGCUGCCAUUCGGUACUCUGUUCAUCGAGCUCUUCUUUAUAAUGUCGAGCUUGUGGAUGGGCCGGGUCUACUAUGUCUUCGGCUUUCUCUUCAUUGUUUUGAUCCUUCUCGUCGUCGUGUGCGCCGAAGUUUCACUCGUCCUCACUUACAUGCACCUGUGUGUGGAGGACUGGAGGUGGUGGUGGAAGGCAUUCUUUGCGUCCGGGUCGGUGGCCAUAUACAUUUUCUUGUACUCGGUGAACUACCUGGUGUUUGAUCUCAAGAGUUUGAGCGGCCCGGUCUCGGCCACACUCUACCUUGGCUACUCGCUCCUAAUGGUUCUUGCAAUCAUGCUUGCCACCGGCACCGUCGGGUUCAUUUCUUCCUUCUGGUUUGUUCACUUCCUUUUCUCCUCAGUGAAGCUAGAUUGAGAUGCCGUGGCAUCGAGAAGCUUGUCCUGAGUCCGAGGAAGUAUUUGAGGCCCCAUUAUAAGUGAGCAGAAUGUUCUCCAAGCCGACAGUAUUAUAGCUCUUAAUUCUUAAGUUUCUGUUAUUUUGUAGUUGGAGACUGGAUAAAAAAGAUACCUCCUUUGAGCUCUUAUGAUUUCUUUUUAUAGGAGUUCUUUCAAUAUGUAGUUGCUUGUAUUAGUCCAACCUUUCUAUUCUUUUCAUAUAGUCUGUUAGUAUGGAAAUGAAGAAAUGUUUCUGAUUCUUAUCGGAUGAAUUGAAUUUGUAUUUGUGAGAUU
Elaeis guineensis (African oil palm) is the source of this 2572-nucleotide messenger RNA. RefSeq names its product transmembrane 9 superfamily member 11. Gene Ontology annotation, cellular component: membrane. Gene Ontology annotation, biological process: protein localization to membrane. The record is from RefSeq and is a predicted model, not a curated record. NCBI's taxonomy places the organism in Eukaryota, Viridiplantae, Streptophyta, Magnoliopsida, Arecales, Arecaceae.